This is a messenger RNA of Ilex paraguariensis (yerba mate), 1609 nucleotides long. The record is from the annotation of a GenBank genome assembly. NCBI's taxonomy places the organism in Eukaryota, Viridiplantae, Streptophyta, Magnoliopsida, Aquifoliales, Aquifoliaceae.
ACUUAAGGCAUCUAAACCACUUGAUCUAGCCCCCUGGGUUUGCAGCAGUAAAAAUUGUGACAAUGGAUUGGAGAUUUAUUAGAAAGUCAUUUCUUUAUAAAUAGGUGCAAGCAAUCUCCUUUUCCCCAAAAAAUGAUACAGCUAGUCUCCAUUAGUGAAAAUCAAUAGCUUCUAGAUAUAUAUAUAUAUUUUUUUUUUGGAUCAAAAAAUCUAGAAGCUAUAGGUUUUCUAUUUUGCACAAUCUAGGGUUUAUAAACACCAUCGCCAUUGUCGCCAAAGUCGAUCAACCGACCAAUCUCGAGAAUCUCCGAACAAUCCCGAACGAUGAACCUAAAUUUUCGAUUCAGUUGAAAUACACCCCAAAUCUGUGAGAAAAAGCUCAGUCUUUGGGACUGAAGACUACAACCCAGACUGUCCGCUUUCAAUGGCCAAGACCAGACCUGGCAAACGAGACUUGGAUUCUUACACCAUCAGAGGCACCAACAAGGUCGUCAGAGCUGGGGAUUGUGUAUUGCUGAGAUCAUCAGACACGGAUACAGCCCCAUACGUGGCACGUAUUGAGAAGAUUGAAGCGGAUAAUCGGAACAAUGUCAAGGUUAGAGUGAGGUGGUACUAUAGGCCAGAGGAGUCAAUGGGAGGCCGGAGACAGUUUCACGGAUCGAAAGAGCUGUUCUUGUCAGAUCACUAUGAUGUUCAGAGUGCCCACACCAUUGAAGGCAAGUGUAUCAUUCACUCUUUCAAGAAUUAUACCAAGCUUGAGAAUGUUGGGCCGGAGGACUACUAUUGUCGAUUUGAGUAUAAAGCUGCCACUGGAGCGUUUGUGCCAGACCGUGUUGCAGUGUAUUGCAAAUGUGAGAUGCCAUAUAACCCAGAUGAUUUGAUGGUACAGUGUGAUGAGUGCAAGGACUGGUAUCAUCCUGCUUGUGUGGGCAUGACUAUUGAACAGGCAAAGCAUUUAGACCACUUCAUUUGUUGUGAGUGUUCAUUAGAAGAUGGUGUGAAAAAAUCUGGGAAUACAUUUCCUGCAUCCCCAUUGACUAUUGGCAAGGUGGAACCGAAGCGUCAGAAGAGGUGAAUGCAAUUGGAGGGGUCAUGAGGCAUAAAUAGACAUCACUUUCUUUGAAGUUUUAGAAGUUAUGCAGCUGUUGUUGUGGGCAUUGUACAGUGCAGAGAACCAUACUGGUACUCUGCUCAGGACCUGUGACUUGUAGUAAUUGAUGUGUUCUAUUUUUGUGUACGUAUGCCAGAAUUAUGAGAUAAUUUUGCAGUACACAUCAUGUCCAGAAUGAUGAUUCAGUAAAUUAGUAUGUGAUUAUAUAAUCUCUAGUGGUACUAUGGCAGCUAAACUAUCUCAUUUUCAGCUGAUGUAAAACUUCUUGUUCUGGGAGACUGGGACCAUGGUGUUUGUUGUCAUUCAAAUAAGCAUGUUAUGUUGGUAGGGGCUAACAAACAUACUGGGCCAUGCAAUGAAUUGUGGAGUGAUUGAGGUUGGAGGAGGACAAUGCAGGAGGUCUGUUGAUUGAUGAUGGCUUUAAUUAUUGUUGCUUCUAAUUGGGCUUCAUUCCACUUCUGCUUUGCUUUAGCAAUUCUUUUUUUUUCCCCCUCUUUC